Molecule: messenger RNA, 972 nt
Organism: Rhinocladiella mackenziei CBS 650.93
Lineage: Eukaryota; Fungi; Ascomycota; Eurotiomycetes; Chaetothyriales; Herpotrichiellaceae
Exons: 1
Coding region: 1-972 (323 amino acids)
Molecular function (GO): nickel cation binding
Source: RefSeq, a predicted model, not a curated record
AUGUCACUACCAAAAUCCCCAUUUGCGCCUUCGUCCUCCGUGCCAGGAACUGGAGAAAUCGUCCUUUCACUGCUCCCUCCUGGAAAACAAGUUCUCCGGACAUUUACAUACCAAUACCCUCUGAAACUCAUUGCUCCAGACCCUCACCACUCCGACGACGGCCGGCACGUGACAGUCGCGUUCCUCCUGACUUAUGGAGGAGGAUUGGUUGGAGGAGACCAGAUCAAUCUCAAGGUCGAAUUGGAAAAAUCUACUCGACUUGUCCUCGUUACUCAAGGCAGCACCAAGAUCUUCAAAUCGCCAGAAAGGUCCGUGGUUAGUCGACAAAUCCUAGACGUCAAGGUGGGAUCCCAAGCAGCUCUCUGCUACUUGCCUGAUCCCACUCAGCCGUUUGCGGAAAGUGUCUAUGAGCAGAACCAAACAUUUUAUGUCGAACCAGACGUUAGUAGCAGCUUGUUAGUGCUCGACUGGGUGAGCGAAGGUCGACGCGCAAGAGGAGAGAGCUGGAAGCUGUGGAGUUGGAAGGGCAGAAACGAGGUCAGAGAAUUUGACCCAAGGUCCAAAGGACGACUUCUUCUUCGCGAUGCAGUCAUGUUGUACGAGGACGAUCUGGGUGGUACCGCCCUCAUCGACAAGUCCAACAACAUGGGCAUCUUCGGCACGUUGAUUGUGUAUGGGCCUGUGUUCAAUCGGCUGGGGGAGUUCCUGAUUCGCGAAUUCACGAACCAGCCUCGGAUUGGAGCGAAGAACUGGGCAACGACUGGCGAAAGAGUAAAGCAGGCCGAGAUGGCACCAGAACGUGAGCAGAGAGAUGGUCUAUUGUGGACGGUAUCGAAUACCCGAGGCUUUGUUUUGCUCAAAUUUGGAGCGAAAGAGCUCGAUGAGGCCAGACGAUGGCUUGGAAGCUUGCUCAGGCAAGAAGGCACGGCCGAAAUGGUAUUUGGUCACCAAGCACUCAUAUGUCUUCGAUGA